AUGGGCAAAGAGGUCUGCCAUGAGGAUCAUGGUUUCCAAGGGAUGGAAUUAGAUGAAAUAGCCAGAAAAAUUUCAGAGCUUGGCAAAUGGAGGGAAAUCUUUAGUUAUCAUAGGUUGGAAAUCAACAGUGCAACCCAUCAGAAAUUCCAAGACCAUCACAAAUCUACUGAUUCUGGUGCACCUCAAGAUAAAGAACAAGGACGGUACCCAUCAAAGAUCCUUUAUUCAUUGCCUGAACCCUCUGUCACCUCGAAAUGGGGCAGCUUUCCUGUCUCCCUAGCAAUGGCCAUGGGCCUACGAAAGAUCUUAUUUGGAAAUACAGUCCAUGUCUUCAGCCCCGACUGGAAAAAAUCAUAUUUCAAGUUCCAUGAACCUUCUUCAGACCUAUCCUAUGCUCUGGAAAUGGGAAAGGGUGGAUCCAGAGCAAUCCAAAUGGCUGUCCAAGUGAACAUCCUCAAAUACCUUUUAUUUACAUGGAGUGAAAAAGGCAGAGACUUUUGCAGUUUACGCAGAACAAGCCUUCGAGAACAGAGAGAGGCCCUCUCAGCAGCUCUGGCAGAUACUCUGUGGACAGCAGGAGAAAGGCAAAAGGUCAUCAUCUGUGUCAUCACAUCAGAAACUUGUUUUCCCUCAACGAGGGAUUUCGAAGCAGAUGGCUUGACUGAGCAACUCCAGCUCUUUGAGUUUUCAGAGAAAGAAGAUGCCAAGAAAUUCAUCUAUGAUCAUUUGCAAUGGUUCACAGGGGAAGGAAGACAUGGAGUUAUCUUAUUUCUUUACAGUUUGCUUCUCUCUAGAACAUUUGAAAGGCUUCAGAGGGACCUUGAUAUCAGCACAAGUCAUCUAUUACAGCCAAAUGGUGGAAAUUUCACUUGCAGGCAGGCAAUUCUAAACCUCAUAUUAACAGGACGAGCAAGUCCUCACGUCUUCAAUGGCUACCAGCGAGGAAAUUCCGAAGACCUGCUGCAUGGAAUCCUGGCCCGAAGUGAGGUAGGCUUUUUACAAUGGAACAAGGAUGGCUCCAAGCAACAAGAACUCUCACAGGUUGGAAGCAGGCUGAAGACUCCAAAAUUUCCCAUCUGGCUGUGUAGCAUCAACAGAACAUGUAGCAUCCUUUUUAGCGACAACAAGUUGCUCCUAUCGGACUGGAAGAUGGAGCACCGCUUUGGUCUUUAUUUUUACACCGGCCAUCCGUCCCAGAAAGAGGCAGUUUGUCUUACAAUAGACACUCAUUCUCACCACUGGGAAGAAGUUCAACAGAAUGAGAACUGUGUCCCAGAACGACCGGUGGAGAUGGUGAUAAGGACAAAAUGGAAAGAGGCUUCCGUUGAGUGGAAUGGGACUCUUCCAUUCUUCUGA
This is a messenger RNA of Gracilinanus agilis (Agile Gracile Mouse Opossum), 1356 nucleotides long. RefSeq names its product MINDY family member 4B (gene MINDY4B). The transcript is spliced from 12 exons. Lineage: Eukaryota; Metazoa; Chordata; Mammalia; Didelphimorphia; Didelphidae. Gene Ontology annotation, biological process: protein K48-linked deubiquitination. Gene Ontology annotation, molecular function: cysteine-type deubiquitinase activity; K48-linked deubiquitinase activity. The record is from RefSeq and is a predicted model, not a curated record. Bases 1 to 1356 code for a protein of 451 amino acids.